AUGUCUCUGACAAGCGAUGAUGGGCAGCAGAAUCCCGGCUUGUUUCAACAUCGCCCUGCUGGAACAAACUUUGAACGAGCUUUUGCGCAUAUCCAAGUUCCAACCUCUCGAGCGGGGUUGCCCCCGAGUCAACCGUCUGUCGGUGUGAACGCAAAAGUGAAGACUCACAAUCCUCGAGCUGUGCUCGUGAGCAGGAGACAGGCAGGAAAUCCUCUCUUGAAGUUCAUCAGGAAUGUUCCGUGGGAGCAUGCGGACAUUCUAGCAGACUAUCAGAUGGGGUCUCAAACUUGCGCGCUGUUCCUGAGCGUUCGAUUUCACCUCCUCAAACCUAAGUACAUCUACAGCAGGAUGGAACAGCUUCAGACGGGAUUCAAGCUGAGGGUUCUCAUCUGCCACAUCGACACUGAGGACAGUCAGAAGACGCUUACAGACAUUCACAAGGCAGCCAUCCUCAACAACUGGACCUUGAUCCUCUCCUGGAGCCCCGAGGAGUCUGCGAGAUAUCUCGAGACCUACCAGACUUAUGAGCACAAGCAGGCAGACUCGAUCCAGGAGAGAGUAGAAGGGGACUACAUGUCAAGACUGACAGACGUGCUGACCAACGUUCGAUCAGUGAACCGGACAGACGUAGCGAAUCUAUCGACGUCUCUUGGCUCUCUCGCCAACAUAAUGACUGCAUCCCGAGAGCGGCUGGCCCUUUGUCCCGGUGUGGGAGAGAAGAAGAUUCAAAGACUCUUCGAAGCCUUCAGAGAGCCGUUCCGGCAGGUCGAGCAAGACAGAUUGGUCAUGGUCGUGGCUGACAUCGCCUACAGGUCAAAAAGCCGAAGACUGGAGGAUCAUAGCUUCCUUCUCGAAGUGAAUUCUUUCAUCGGUCCAAAAACACUUGAUUGA
This is a messenger RNA of Guillardia theta CCMP2712, 891 nucleotides long. RefSeq names its product ERCC1/Rad10 nucleotide excision repair (gene ERCC1). The transcript has 3 exons. Gene Ontology annotation, biological process: UV-damage excision repair; mitotic recombination; nucleotide-excision repair. Gene Ontology annotation, cellular component: ERCC4-ERCC1 complex; nucleus; nucleotide-excision repair factor 1 complex. NCBI's taxonomy places the organism in Eukaryota, Cryptophyceae, Pyrenomonadales, Geminigeraceae. Gene Ontology annotation, molecular function: damaged DNA binding; single-stranded DNA binding. The coding region runs from base 1 to 891 and encodes 296 amino acids. The record is from RefSeq and is a predicted model, not a curated record.